AGUUUUCUAAAGUGUUAACAUGUGUUACCAAUCUAUUUAACGCCUUUUAUGAAAAAGUGCUAUUAUUUUAAAAAAGGUGUUAAUAUUCAAAGCGUUAAAUAUAUAGUUAUGGCUAUUAUGUGAUUAAAUACGUGCCUUAUUAAUGUUAAUAAAUUAAUAUUUGUUUUAUAAAUUCACUUUGCCCAAUCAGAAGCUACCAAAUACACCAACAUGAUUUCACGUUUGAAGUUGAAUUAUUUAAAUACACCCGUCUCGGAGAGUGAUAAUAAAGCAUCACCUAUUUUGGAAAAGGCAGAGCCAUUAACAGAUCCAAAGAAACUAAUAAGACAAGUAACCAUUGAACCGGAACCAGACUCUCUAGACAGUGUGCUGCUGAAUCCACAGUCAUAUCCCAUUACCAUAAUACCAAAUCGUCCAAAUACAUUUUAUGGUUUAACCACACAGAAUGGAAAACCUUUUACAAGGCAACAAAGUAGUAGAUCACGCAACUAUCGACCUGGUAGUAUGCGCAAAGUACGACGACGAGCUGUAUUCAAGAAUGGCGACUGCAAUGUGCUACAAAAAAACCUAACCAAAAGACGUUUACGUUUUCUACAGGACAUGUACACCACCCUGGUAGACUCACAAUGGCGCUGGACUCUAUUGGCAUUUGCUCUGUCAUUUAUAUUGUCUUGGCUGUUAUUUGCUGUUUUAUGGUGGCUGAUCAUGUAUACACAUGGUGAUUUGGAAGAGCUGCAUUUGCCAGACAAGCAGGAGGAAAGUGGUUGGGAACCCUGUGUGUCGGCCAUAAACGGUUUCACUUCCUGUUUCCUGUUCUCCAUUGAAACCCAGCAUACCAUUGGUUAUGGUGUACGUACCACUUCGGAAGCAUGUCCCGAAGCCAUCUUCAUGAUGUGCUUCCAGUCCAUUUAUGGUGUCAUGUCUUCAGCCUUUAUGGCCGGUAUUGUUUUUGCCAAAAUGACCCGAGCCAAACAACGUGCCCAGACUUUACUGUUCUCGAAGAAUGCUGUCAUCUGCCAGCGUGAUGGUACUCUUAGUCUUAUGUUCCGUGUGGGUGAUAUGCGCAAGUCCCAUAUCAUAGGUGCCUGUGUUAAAGCCCAAUUGAUACGCACUCGCACCACCAAGGAAGGCGAAGUGAUGACUCAACAUUUCACGGACUUGGAUAUUGGAUCGGAUGAGUCUGGCUCCGAUAUCUUCUUCAUUUGGCCCAUGGUCAUUGAGCAUAAAAUCGAUGAAAACUCUCCUCUCUAUAAUAUAUCAGCCACUGAUUUGCUACAGGAUAAAUUUGAAAUUGUUGUCAUACUUGAGGGUACCGUAGAAUCAACGGGUCAAUCCACACAAGCUCGUUCCAGUUACAUUAACACCGAGAUUUUAUGGGGCCAUCGUUUCGAUCCGGUUGUUGUUUACAACAAAGAUCGCCAGGCUUAUGAGAUUGAUUAUGCUCGUUUCAAUGAAACGACACAGGUUGAUACGCCUCUAUGUAGUGCCCGGGAUUUGAAUGAAAUCUAUAAGAUACAAGAGGGUUUCACAACACCGGAAACCACAUUUACCAUGCGUCAAAUGUCCCUCGUCCCUCCAUCUGAACAGGCAUCAUAAAAAUGAAACUAAAACCAAAAAUAAAAAAUAAAAAAACAAAUUCAAACAAAAGACAUUUUUAUAUCAACGAAAUCGUUUUCAAACUAAUUCAAAAUCCAUUUAAAAUAACGAACAAAACCCAAAUUGCUUAAACUAAAUUUAAUUUACAAAUAAAUCAGAAAACUAAAUAAAUAAAAGGAAAUCAUGUUAUGAACAAACAAACUAAAAAAAAUCACAAUAAUUUUAAUUCAGCAAAAACAAAAAAACUAAAACUAUAUUUAUGAUCAUGUUGUUUUAUUUAAUUUUUAUUCGUUGUUGUAGACAAUAGUAUUCGUAUGUUUUAAGUAUUUAGUAGACAUUCAUUUGUAUUGUACUCGUAUGUGUUUUAUUAAUAAAUAAUAAUAAUAAUAAAAAAUUGUUAUGUUUACAGUUACAAAAAAAA
This is a messenger RNA of Calliphora vicina (urban bluebottle blowfly), 2017 nucleotides long. RefSeq names its product Inwardly rectifying potassium channel 2 (gene Irk2). The coding region runs from base 211 to 1596 and encodes 461 amino acids. Gene Ontology annotation, cellular component: plasma membrane. Lineage: Eukaryota; Metazoa; Arthropoda; Insecta; Diptera; Calliphoridae. The record is from RefSeq and is a predicted model, not a curated record. Gene Ontology annotation, molecular function: inward rectifier potassium channel activity. Gene Ontology annotation, biological process: potassium ion import across plasma membrane; regulation of monoatomic ion transmembrane transport. The transcript has 5 exons.